Messenger RNA from Prorocentrum cordatum, 987 nucleotides. The record is from the annotation of a GenBank genome assembly. NCBI's taxonomy places the organism in Eukaryota, Dinophyceae, Prorocentrales, Prorocentraceae.
AUGCUCAUUCGCAUGGUGAGGCAGCGCGUCGCAUUUAUCGGCGCCCAGUCGGCUGCUGGACUGAGCAGGGAUGGGCUCCUAGCGUCUCAGACGCAAUCUCUGUGCGCAACGUUUGCGACAACUGUUGGUAUCAGCAUUGCCGUGGCGACGGACGUCUCUGCCGAAAUCGCUGGUGGCCCCUGGUCCGAUGAGCAGAAGCAGCGCCUCGCUACAUCCCUGAGUGCUGCCGCCGCUGCCAACGCUCAAGUGGGUGGGCCGAGACUGCCCAGGCCCGUGCAGUACUGCGACGCCUUGGAACACUUUCUCACGCAGGAGGACUGGGACGUCAUAUGUGAUCCAGCGCGGCCAAAGGGCCCUAAGGUGACCGUCCUCACCACGAGGAUGUGGCGCCUAGGUCUAACGUGUCCGAGUGAGGAUCUCCUCCAGAGGGCUGUCGCGAUUAUCUGUUGCAAGGGGGAGCUGGGGGCCUUGAAUUUCCAGAACAAGAAGGCCAUGGCGGCGGACAUCCAGAAGGAGAUCAAGGACAUGAAUGUCUUGGAUGCGUGGCCCUUCGCUCACAUGCGGAGGUACCCCUUGCUCCCGAUUGACCUCGCCGACGACGCCAGGAACUUUGCGUACGAUGGCACUGCGGGUCCAAUCACUGCGCCCAGCUUGGGCCCACAUGCGCUCCAGUUGAUGGCGAAGUCGGUGCCUACCAGGGACACCCACAAGGGCUUGCAGAGGGAGAUCGCAACUGAGGGGAGCGGAGCUAGCAGCGCAGACGCGCUGCAGCUUACUUCUGGGUUCGACCGCAGGCAGCCCCAGAGAGGCGUGCAGCUUGACAUGCAGAGUCAGAUGCUAGCCAUGGGCCAGUUCAUGCAGCAGAUGUUUGCCCAGUUCGGCCCCAAGGGUAUCGGUGGCAACCACUUCCUGAUGGUCCUGCUGUCGCGGCCGCAAGCCUUCCUCAACCUGUUCCUGAUUCUCAUGCUGAGGCUGCUGCGGCAGUGA